Molecule: messenger RNA, 1149 nt
Organism: Ciona intestinalis (vase tunicate)
Lineage: Eukaryota; Metazoa; Chordata; Ascidiacea; Phlebobranchia; Cionidae
Source: RefSeq, a predicted model, not a curated record
AGGUUGGUUUUAGGGUCAAAUUGUUAGGAAAAUGGAAAAAAAUAUGAAUGAAAAUAAUAUUCAAGUUAACCUGCCUGUAGAAAUGAUCUUGAAAAUAUUUGGUUAUCUAAGUUAUGAUGAAGUGUCUAAAACACGCUUGAUAUGCAAACAAAUGAAUGAAGUUGCUUCUGAUUAUUUGAAUGCUGGAUUCAAAACUGCCCAAGAUCAAUUGACAAAAACUUUUAGAGAGAUAAAAGAUGGUUUACCACGACGCGAAUCAGAAAGAAGAAAACACCCUUUGUACCCCAAACAUGAUGCUUUGGUUGGUUUAGACACAAGAAUCUCUCUGUUAAGAAUGACAUACAACAAAUACAUUGCUGCUGGUCUAUGUUGUUUCAUUCCUGGCAAAGUGCUAGAUGAAAUAUUUUUUCUUCUGAAAAAAGUCAAAAUACUUCCUAAGUUACCUUCUACUUCAUUACUGCUACAGGAAGUGAGAGACAUAUCCUCAAUGGCUAUGGAGCAUUUUGAUGAAGCAAUCGUCCCAAGUUUUCAACCUGAUCUAGUAACUGUCAUUGAACGCUCAAUCCCUGUUUCAGAUUUUGAACCUCAAAUAACGGUGCAACAGUUUGAACCUCAAUCAACAAUCACUAUGAAACAAAUGCAAAGAGAUUUAAGAAAUCUAAAACAAACUGUUCAAAGAAAAAAUAACCAAGUUCGAAAAUUGUCACUAAUUGUUAAACGUCACAAGAAACUUUUACAGGAUGUUCACUCACAAGUUGCGGAACUGGGUGGCGCUGAACCAACAGCCUCUGAAAUUUCAGAAAACGCAAAAAUAAACCUGAAGUCUGAAUUACCGCAUUGUUCGCAUAAUGUCGCGAAACGAAAACUCGAAAACGCAGAGACCGCAAAUGUACCUUUAAGUAAAUGCGCAAAAUUUUGAUUUUUUUUAUAUUUUUUGCACGCUGUUUUAUUGUGUUACUUUCCUAUACACAAUUCCCUUUUUUAUUUCACGUUAUUAAUUCUUCUGCAGUUAUUUUACUCGCGUCUGCUUAUUUUUGCAGAAAAUUUAUUUUUAGAUGAUUUUUUGUUUCAUUUACAAUUUUUUCUUCUAUGCUGAACAAAUUGCUUCAAUAUGUCAAAAACACGCAAAUAUAAACUUUUAAUCUAAAA